Messenger RNA from Tricharina praecox, 318 nucleotides. RefSeq lists its product as uncharacterized. The record is from RefSeq and is a predicted model, not a curated record. Bases 1 to 318 code for a protein of 105 amino acids. The transcript has 6 exons. Lineage: Eukaryota; Fungi; Ascomycota; Pezizomycetes; Pezizales; Pyronemataceae.
AUGUCUAGACCAGGGGGGCGAGAUGUGCUGUCAUCCACGUGCUGCUGGGGCAUGGCAUGUCCCACAGUCUUACAGUCUUACAGAACCACGGUCCCGAACCACUACUUUACUUUGCGAGGCGUGGUUGUUUGGUACCUACGGUACGGUAUACCGCUAGUAAACGACGUAUCUAACGUGGUUGCUCGGGAUGCGUCAAUUGCCGAGCUGAGCCACCAGGGGAUACCUUCAGGGGAUAGAUACGAUCGGAUAUUUGUGAAACCGCUCCGUUCCGCCGGUGGCCUUUCUGUGCCGGCACGGGGCACGAGUGCUGAUGAGUGA